GCCACGACCGCCGCCGGAGGAGGGUGUGUGCCGCUCCACAUGGACGUAAAUACUGACACAAUGCAGGAAAGUGGCCAAGCCAGGUGUUUAUGGGAGCCAGAUGUGAGACGGAAAACGAAAAUGGACGCAUUCCGUGAGGCUGCGAACAAAAAAUACAGCCUGCGGCUUGGAAAUUACCAAGACCUCUACAAGUGGUCUGUGGACCAGUAUUCAGAUUUCUGGGAGACAUGGUGGGAGUUUGGAGGAUUUCUGUACUCAUCACCUCCUACCCAAGUCGUUGAUACUUCUCUCAACAUAACGCAAAUACCACGCUGGUUUUCUGGUGCCAAGCUGAACUUUGCUGAAAAUCUUCUUCGGUUUCGUGAUGAUCGUGUUGCUAUAUAUGCUACAGGAGAAGGACAGCAAGGCAUAACCACAGUCACAUAUGAGCAGCUGUAUAAGCGUGUUGGUUUGUAUUCAAGAGCACUUAAGGGCCAUGGUGUAAAGAAUGGGGAUCGUGUGGUGGGUUAUGUGCCCAAUUGCCCUGCUUCCAUUGAGGCCAUGCUGGGUACAGCAUCUUUAGGUGCGGUGUGGAGCUCAACAUCCCCAGACUUUGGUGUUAUGGGUGUUUUGGAACGGUUCACACAAAUAGAACCAAGCAUAUUGUUUUCUGUUGAAGCUGUGGUUUAUAACGGUAAAGUUCAUGACCAUCUCAACAAGGUCAAGAAAGUGACGGCUAGUUUGAAGCAUCUGAAAAAGGUUGUCAUAAUUCCAUUUGUUCACAAGAGGAAUGAGAUUGAUAUAUCUGAUAUUACCAAUGGCAUAUUCCUAGAAGAUUUCUUAGCUGAUUGGGAGAGUGAUGAAGAAACAGAAUUUGAGCAGGUUCCCUUCCAUCACCCUCAGUUUAUUAUGUUUUCUUCUGGGACGACGGGUAUCCCCAAGUGCAUGGUUCACUCUGUUGGGGGAACUCUUAUUCAGAUUGCAAAAGAGCAUGUGUUGCAUUGCAACCUCUCCCGGGAUGAUGUCUUCACUUACUACACCACGACUGGUUGGAUGAUGUGGAACUGGCUAGUGGUGGGCUUGUUCUCUGGGUGUUCUCUGUUCUUGUAUGAUGGAUCUCCCCUUUUGCCCACUCCCAGUGUGCUCUGGGAUCUGGUUGAUAAAUUAGGAGUCACAGUACUUGGAACAGGUGCUAAAUGGUUGGCUGUUUUAGAAGAAAAGGGAGUAAAACCCCGGGAAUCACAUAAUUUGUCAUCGCUGCGAGCCAUACUCUCCACUGGUUCUCCACUAUCCCCACAUUCCUUCCACUAUGUUUACAAUAACAUUAAACAAGAUGUUAUGUUGGGAUCUAUUACUGGUGGCACAGACAUUAUAUCUUGCUUCAUGGGCAGCAACCCCAGUCUUCCCGUGUAUGAAGGAGAGAUUCAGGGACGAAACUUGGGCAUGGCUGUUGAAGCGUGGGGUGAGGGCUGUCAGCCUGUGUACGACACCCGAGGGGAGCUGGUCUGCACCAAACCAUUCCCUUCCAUGCCAACGCAUUUCUGGAAUGACGAUGGUGGCAUCAAAUAUACAAAAGCUUAUUUUGCAAAGUAUUCCCACACCUGGACUCAUGGAGAUUAUAUCAUGAUAAACUCAAAAACUGGAGGAAUAAUCAUGUUAGGACGAAGUGAUGGCACUCUCAAUCCAAAUGGAGUCAGAUUCGGCAGUGCAGAAAUAUACAAUAUUGUUGAGCAAUUUGAAGAGGUGAGUGAUAGUGUGUGUGUGGGCCAGAGGAAUGCUGCUGGGGAAGAACGAGUUGUGUUGUUCCUGAAGCUUCACCUACACGCAGAACUCGGUCAAGAACUUACACGGCGUAUUGUAGUGGCCAUUCGCUCGGAGCUCUCUGCCAGACAUGUUCCGGCUCUUAUUCUUCCCAUCAUGGAAAUUCCGUACACAGUGAGUGGAAAGAAAGUGGAAGUGGCUGUGAGGCAGAUGAUCCAAGGAGAGACCGUCACAAACAGGGCUGCACUCUCCAAUCCUGACUCUUUGGACCUUUAUGCCAACAUACCACAACUACAGGCUUGGUGAGAGCCUUCUGCAUACACAAGAAUGUGACUUCAUUUUGGUGAACUAGCUUGAAUUACGGUACUAAAGUUUGCCUUGGCUGCAGUAUCGAGGGACUUCAGGUAAGCCCCUAAACUGACAGCGUUACUAACUUCCAGUGAUCCUAAAGUUCUUAAGACCUUUGACUUGGUUCUUGUAUUUUAUAUUGGUUGUGAGGUAGCUCUCGACUUUCAUGAUGUACUAACUCAAAUAGUAUUAACUAUAGUAAUCUCGUAAACUGCAUAUUAUUAGCUUUACUCUAUUUGUUAUUAGCUGAAUACUUGUGGUACAUGAUUCUUAUAAGUACUGUAGUUAGAACUUGUGGCAUGUGGUUGUCAAUGUUUUUACACAUUUGAUCUGACUCAACAAUUUUAUAUUGAAUUUUGUGUGUAUUUAUGUAAAUUUCUAGUGUCUUUGUAUCUAUUUAAUUUUUAAAUUCUUAAGUCAUCAGAAAUGCUACAGUAAUGCUGCAGCUAAUGUAUUUGAAAUUGUAUUAUUCAAAUUGCUGUAUCAUUGAGUUACAAUAAAUAACUGUAUCAUAACUUUGAGGUACAGUAUAUUGUACUGUAUUGAAUCUUGAGCAGCAGUGUUUAAAAUCAUUCUAGAAUAUAUUAUAUAAUAUAGAUUUUGGUAUCAUUUAAUUUUGAUCAGUAGGCCUAUGAGCCAAAAUAUAGCUGUAUGUAGUACUGUAUUGAUAAUGGAAAAAAUUCAGUUUGUUUUUCCAUUCAGAAUUUCUAAUGUUGGCCCCAAUUCUAUUACAACAUUAGUCACAAGUUGUUUGUGAUACAAUAUUUCUGCGCUAUCCACUUGGUUGCUCCAUAAAAUAUUAAAUUAAUUGAUGGCUGUUAUUGUAUCUGAUUCAUUCAGGGCAGGUUGGCAUGCCAUGCCAGUGCAGCAGGAAACUUGCCAAAGUGUCCCUGUUGGAUGAUAUUCAUGCCAGGGAGACACUGGAGAAUACUCAUUCUAACACAAAAUUUCAACAAAGUAUAUUUACAUUAAACUUAAAAACUUUCCAGGUAUAACUUAGGAUCAAAGAUACUGCCAAGGUAAGUAUUGAAUGACCCAAUACUGUAGCUAACUACUGCUGACCGUCAGCAAGGAUAGCAUCAACACUACAACAAAGGGCCCCCAACCUAACCUCUUCACAUAUUAUCCUGACAGCUCAGGCAGCAGGUUAUAUGGAUAGGUUGAGAUAAGGCCUUUCAGUUAAGUGGCAUGUACAAGUAUUAUGCAUCCAGUGUGUGUGUGUUGAUAGGCCCCUUGUGUGUCUGGACUUUGACCGGUGUCCAAAGUUAUUUUCUCGGCACCCAGCAGCUCAUGCUUUUCAGUAGAGCUGAUUUACCUCUUGAGUUUCCCAAUGAAUUUGUGGUUCCUUUUGGUAAUUUGGUCCACAACUUGGACAUUUGAGCUGUACACAUGUUGUUAACUGUUGGUGCUUUCAAUUCUGGGUCAGAAGUUCACCAGCAGUGGUGUUCUCCUCUUGAGAUGACCAUUAUAUGCAUGACUGCUUGAUUUUAUACAGUGUAUACUGUCACUAUAUUUUACCAAUUACUGGGGGCUACAAAAAGUUGGGUGGUGCACUUAACAAAAGGAAAUGUUUGUAUAAACCUUCUAACUCCAGUAAUAUAGACAGUAUCAUAAAAUAGAAAGUAGAGUCGAGCUGUGUGGAGAGGUUGUUGGGUACUGCCACCUGGUGACCACAUUAGUAGGCCAAAUGAACAAAUCCACAAGGGCCGUGACGAGGAUUCAAACCUGCGUCCAGGAGCAUCCCAUUACAGAGCAGGAGUUACAUUAGUAAGCCAUUUGGUAAAUAAAAAGAGGGCAUGGGUUGGUUAUAUUUUUUAUGCCAAGGUGUGCAUGGAAAGGUUUUGAUUUUUAUGAUAAUAUACUUUCUCUACACACACUGUGCUGGAUUUGAGUAUUCCUGUCUUCCUGGCACCAGAUUAAUGCAGUUAGAAUAAUUUGAAAAUUUCUCCAUUGCAUCAGUGUGAUAUGUCAAUCUAUCCUGGCUGUGUCAGAUCCAAACCAUAAGUCAGUAGGAUAUCGUCUUACAAAGCAGCUGUGUAUACUGCUCGGAAGAAAGGUCUUUUCAUAUACUUUAUAUUCAAAGCCUGAUAUCUUUUUGUUUACCCUGUAUUGCAGCUAUUUGCAUAUUCAGACUUUACAUGGUAUUUUAUUAAAUCACUGCUAACAACAAAUUUAUGAACAUAAAUGGCAAUUAUUAUAUUGUAUUACUGAAUAUUCCAACUCCUGGUGUCAUUUACUUGCUACAUUUUGUACUACUAAUCUUGAAUUAUUGGGUGAUCUGUAGUACAUACUAUAUUGAUGCUUCGAUUAUCACAAGUAGGCGACUGAAAAGUUCCAAUCUGCUUAAAUUUUUUGUUUAAGUAUGGAAAGAAAAGGCAAAGGAAUUGUUGCCUUUUUAUUCUUUCUUAAGUAAUGCGGUUGGUACACACUGCUGUUAAUUGGGUGUGAGGAAAUGGUCAUCUGGUAUAUACUGUACCAUAUACUGCAAAUGGUUGUGAAGGAUAUUUAGACAUGAAGGACAAGGGGGUAAAAGAAACAUGAAAUUUCUUACUUCUAGUUGUUCUUCCUCUAUUUUAUAAUGCCCUAAAUCUACUCAUCUUCUACUCCCAUGAAUAAAUUCUGCAUAGAUCAGAAGUUUAAACUUGCCUUGAAAUUAUUUUGAAGGAAUGAUGAUAAUAUUUAGUGAAACCAGUAAAAUGUCAAAGAAAUGUACAAUUCAAGAUUGUAGUCAGUUUAGACAUUUUACCUAGAUUAAUUUAGACACUUUGAGGCUGGGAAGGAGGCUACCCAUGUUUGCUCAAAUGGCAUCAUUUGCAUGUGAUAAAGCAAACCGAAUUUGUUAUACCAAGAAAUAAAUCUGAUCAUCUUAUUCAUCACAUUGAGAUAUACAGAAGAUUGAAAGUGGCAACAUUGAGAGGGCGCUGUUGUAUUUAUUUCAAAAGUUUACAAUAAAAGUAGGCUGAUGAUACAUACUUCCUCAGGCAAUCAACCUAUUCUUCUAUUCAUACUGUACCUUUGUGUACAUAUUGAAUUAAAAGAAAAAUGGAAAAGAAUCUACAGCACAGUAGUGCAAACCCAUCUCUAUUGUACAAAAAGAUAGAAAUCUAAAAACGAAAAAUUUUCAAGUACGUAUUUGUUCUCUGAAAAUUAUAAUAAAAUGUAACCUAACCUAGGCUUAAGGUAUGUAUUCCUAUAUUAGGUAAUGUGAGGCCUAGGUUACUGUAAGUUGUAAGUUAGGUAAGUAAUUGAUUUUUUUUUUUUUUUACUUUUGUCCUAAAUAUAUAUCUUAUUUUUUUGUUAAUAUAGUAUGUUGUUUAGUUAAGAAAAUAUAUAUAUACUGUAUAUGAGUUUUCAGUAUGUACAUAAAGGUGUAGCAUUAACAUUGGGAUGAGUUGAGGUGAUGGACAUAAUGUAGACGAAUGUUAUGAGUAAACUAGCCAUGAAUGACAAAAGGGAAUGAUGAUGAUGUUCUAGGUUUAACUACGUGAAACAAAAGUUCCAAGUAGCACAGGCUAUGGUGAGUCCAUAGUGGACUUGAUUUUAAAAGGGAAAUAUGUUACUGUACAGUACAGUACUACUGAAGUCGUAUAUUAGAUAACUGUUGUGUAAAAAAAGACGUGUUGCACUUAUUGUUGAAAUGACUAGGUCAUUUGUGUACUAAAGUUUAAGCUGAGCUCGCUACUCCAAAGCCUUAAAUGGAAUGCAAAAUUUUUGAAUAAUUUUUAAUUAAUGUACAGUAUUUAGCUGAAUACAAUAUUAAAAUUAGUUUUUCACAUUUAUAAUGUUCAAAGAUUUAUAUUUAUUGAUCCAGAUAUUUGUCUAAAGUAUGUACCAUACUGAUAAUUGUUCACACAUUUCAAUUAGUUUAUAAUGUAAUAUAGGUAUAUUUUAUUUUUAUAUUUGUAUGUGAAGAUUUCUUGACCAGUGUUGCCCCCAAAAUAUUACCCUGGGAGAAGUAAACAGUUGUCUCCUCUCUCAUCUUCUCCCACGUAAACACUUCCUUGUACGAGUGCAAUUUUGUUUAUGAUCCCACUUCUUCCCAAUUUAUUUGCAGUAAUCUUGCAAGGUAGUGGUAGCCAUUUUACUUUGGGUCUGUGAACCCAAAAUUAACUAACGCUCUUGUUAGCUGGAAAUUUAUAUUUUAUUGUGUUCUACUGUAUAUAAAUUGUUUCCUUAAUAUCUUUAUGUAAUUAUUGAAAAGUCAGUUUGUGUUAUUGGUAACUAGAUAUCAGUUUAUAUGUAUAUAUAUUUGUUUAUAUUGAAUAAUGUUUAUAACACAAACUAUUCAGUUUAUAUUGUAUAUUUUUGGUAUAUCUGACUCGUACAGCCCCAGCCUCAAGGGCUAGAUACAAUGCUUCCUUGUGAGAAACUUCAACAUUUAGUUAUUAAAGACGAUUUAUGAGCAUGUCAUUUUUGUGCACUAGUAAAGGUGAUUGGUUCUAAAACUCAGUUCGGUAUGUUUUAACAAUUUUGUUUUUUAAACCAAUAGAAAGACAAAAUUUAUUGUUGCUAUAAACUUAUUUUUGAUAAAAUGUGACUGGCAAAUUUGUCCUCAUGUCGUGUAACAACAUGAUCAUUUCAGAUAUAAAAUGACAAUUUUUGUUAUUUAAUAUAGAUAGAAAAUUUGGGCAUUUGUCUGUCUAGAAGUUAUAUUUUAACAUUAAAUUUUAACAUAGCAUUUAUGUUAGUAAUUAUUAAAUUGAAUAGAAAUGGAUUGUAAAUCAAAUGUAUCUUUUGAUUGUUACCUGCAACUUGGGUGUUAAUUAUAUCAUAAUGGUGAUUAGCGGAUGCGUGUGUCCGUAUGCUGUUUACCUCAUUGCCAUGUGUUAUUAUGCACAUACAUCAAGUUAAUCAUAUGUAUCUUGCUCUUUUGUAAUAAUAAAGCUAAGGUCAGUUCUCAUUUUCUCAA
Molecule: messenger RNA, 6997 nt
Organism: Procambarus clarkii (red swamp crayfish)
Lineage: Eukaryota; Metazoa; Arthropoda; Malacostraca; Decapoda; Cambaridae
Product: acetoacetyl-CoA synthetase
Biological process (GO): lipid metabolic process
Molecular function (GO): acetoacetate-CoA ligase activity
Source: RefSeq, a predicted model, not a curated record